GACGUCAAUGUCAUUGCCAAAAGUAAAACUGGCACAGAUGAGAUCAAAACAAAUCGUUUGAAUAUUUUGUUUAUUUUUAUUAUUUGAGAUCGAAUGUGUGUGAAAGUAAUUAUUCCGUCUAUUUAUUACAACUUCGCAAUGGACUUGGUGAAGUUUCUUGUGGUAGAAUAUUAACGGUUCAGUGUUUGAAUGUAUAAAACCGCUAAUAUUCCCGUUACUCGGUGUUCGUGAGUUCAUAUCCACGUCAGAAGUGAAUUGCUGGUAAAAUGGGUCGGUCUAAAGGAUAUCAGGAUUUAGAUGACAGCCACAUAAGGCCCCGGUCGCCGGGGCCGCCCAUGCCUCCACCUCAAGAGAUUGAAAUGGCAUCUGUCUCUGUUGUCCCUGAUGAUACUUUCACGGUCACUCAGGCAGUGAAUGCACUAGGUUUUGGAUGGUUUCAAGUAAAACUUUCACUCUUCACUGGAUUGUGUUGGAUGGCAGAUUCUAUGGAAAUGACUAUAUUGAGUAUAUUGUCACCAGCUUUACACUGUGAAUGGAAUAUUAGCAAAUAUCAACAAGCUUUAACCACUACAAUAGUGUUUAUGGGAAUGAUGCUCAGCUCUACUUUUUGGGGUAACAUCAGUGACCGCUAUGGAAGGAAGACUGCUCUAAGUAUGUGUGGUGUAUUACUGUUUUACUAUGGUCUACUGAGCUCUAUAGCCCCAAACUUUCUCUGGCUGUUAUUCCUAAGAGGUCUAGUUGGAUUUGCUAUAGGAUGUGUGCCACAAUCUGUCACAUUGUAUGCGGAGUUUUUGCCGACGAAGCAGAGGGCUAAAUGUGUUGUUCUUCUUGAUUGUUUCUGGGCGCUCGGUGCUUGUCUAGAAGUAGCUUUGGCGUUAGUGGUAAUGCCUACAUUAGGAGUGCACUGGCUUCUCGCUCUGUCAACUAUACCACUGCUGUUCUUCGCCCUAAUAUGUCCAUGGCUUCCUGAAUCUGCAAGAUAUCACGUCGCUUCUGGAGAGCCAGAUAAAGCUUUGGCUACUCUAGAACAGAUAGCACAAGAUAAUGGCAGGCCGAUGUUGCUAGGACGUCUAGUGUGCGACGACUCCGUGGGGAUCGGACAGCGCGGCCGACUCAAGCAUCUACUCAUACCUCAUCUCAGGAACACCAGCUUACUUCUCUGGUUUAUAUGGAUGUCAUGUGCAUUCUGUUACUACGGGCUAGUGCUGAUGACGACGGAGCUGUUCGAGACAGACCCCAGCGGCCUGGAGGAGCCCUGCGCCGCCGACUGCAGGCCACUGCAGACCACCGACUAUAUGGACCUGUUAUGGACUACACUCGCUGAGUUUCCCGGUAUAUUCGCUACAAUAUUCAUCAUUGAAAAGUAUGGCCGCAAGAAAACGAUGGCGACACAAUUUGUUAUAUUUGCGAUGUGCGUCUGUGUCCUUAUUUAUAAUGGAAAUCGAACAUUCCUCACAUGCGUACUAUUUCUCGCCAGAGGCAUUAUAGCGGGAUUAUUUCAAGCUGCUUACGUAUAUACGCCAGAGGUAUACCCGACGGCGCUUCGAGCAACGGCAGUGGGCGCGUGCAGUGCUGUCGCAAGACUAGGGGCAAUGGUCACACCAUACGUGGCACAGGUGCUGUUAAAGAACUCAAUAGUGAUAGCAACGAGUGUGUACUCUCUAGUAGCCGUAUUGGCGGCCGCUGCGUGUCUCGCACUGCCCAUAGAGACUAAAGGCAGGGAAAUGAGAGACACAGUCACAGUAACAAACUAGAUGAAACUACAUCUAUGGAGAUUGUUCAAAUACAUUCAAGUAUUUUUAUAUUUGUAAGUCAGAUACUUAAUUUAAACUAUUUUAAAAGAAUCUCAAUGUUAUGACCAAUGUACAUAUCGACACGUCCUAAGUAUAAGUAAGUAACUGAAAAAGUUAAAUUUUACAGGAGAGCGAAUUUAAGAUUGCAAAAAUUAUAAAUUGUCAUAUCUUUGUCAUUUUAAGGAUUUAUGGUUUGAAAUUUGGUAACUGAGUUUAAAAUUAAGUACAGUUUAUGUUUACAAGGAAAUUUUGUUUGUAAAGGUUUAUGGUUUUGUUUUAUAACACAUAGAUAAUUUUACUCCGGUCUUAGAAUGUAUCAAAAUACUCUAACUGCCACAUCCACACUUUUUCAAUGGAAUAUUUAUCGAAUAUUUUACGCGAUAUCCAUGGAAUAAGUAGUUAAGUGCCUAGAUACAUUUUACAAUUAAAAUUGAAUCCAGUGUAUAAAUGUGUAACUACGAAGAUACACACUUAUGCACCGGGAAUGGCUAAAAUUCCAUAAUAAUUAUCAUUAGGACUUACCUUGUCUAGGUGACGAAUAAAUCUCAUUUGGUGGUGACAUGGUGAGAUUCUGUCGCCUUUUAAUUGUAUUUUGCUUUAACGAUACUAAGAAUUUAUAGCGUUCACUAUAUUAAUGAAAUAUAACGCACCGCUCGCGCGUGCCGCUCGCUGUUACCGCGAAGAACUGAGCGAGCGGCAGAUGCCCGCACCCCGCGUCUCGAUCCCCCGCGUACUACUAUUUAACUGGAACUUCCAUAUUUGUACGUUGUAUUUAUUUCCUAGCUAAUUCAGAUAAAUACUUAUGCGUCUGAAAAAAACCAUGUUCGGCUGUUACAAUUUUUUUGAUAUUUUUUUAUUGGAUAGAUACAGGUACGUUGAAGCUAAAAAUGCAAUAAAAACCAUUUCGUGUAUCUGGCAGAUACAUACUUAUACUUAGCGGGUGUCGAUAUGUACUGAUUUUGAAUAAUGUGCCUUAAACAAUAUUGGCGUGUUCUGAAAACUUGAAUCUAAAUUUUAUAUUGUUUUACGACUUUAUUUAUACCUUAUUUGCUUUUUGUGAUUUAUUUUUACUUCAGAACUCUACUUAUGUAAUCUCAUUUAAUCUCUUACUUUCUUUUAAUAUUUUUAAUACUAAUGGACUACAGUUUUUUACCUAAUUAGUCUUUAUGCAUCGAAUUUUGAAAAAUGCCAAUGUAAACUCAAUGUGGCAAAUUACCUAAGGGAACAAUUUUAUAUUAGCAGAUCUUUUUAUUAAUAGUACUUAAGUAAAAAUGUAUAAUAAGGAUUGAUGUUUUAAAUGAAGUUUCUGAGUGAUCUAUGUUAAUGUUGGUUCUGAUUGAAACUAUAUAUGAUAUAUAGGUUCGUUAAGAACAUAAAUUAUAUUGACUAUUAAUUAUUUCAAUUAACUCCAUGCCAUGAAGCAAGUACAAAGAAGAUACCAUAAAUGGUUGUGUACUGUGACACAAGAAAACGUUCCUGCCAAAUGAUAUUAAAAAGGUGUAGUUAGCUCUCAGAAAGUGGCAAAUUAAAAUGUGGAGAAUUGGCUACGUUUUUGUAGUAUGGUAUCGCUAGAUAGAAAAUGAGAAGGGCGUGGUUUGUUACAUUCCCCGUAAAGUGUCACGCAUUAUAUUAAAGGGAAAACCAGUCUAGACAUUUCCUCUUUGUAUGUGCUUCAUGCUCGCAACCAACUUCUGAGCAAUAUUAAAAUGGUGCUGUCAUUUAUACCCGUUAAAAGUAAAUAAGCUUUUAGUUUGUAAGUUAAAUCAUCUCAUUAUUUAUUUCAAGAGACUGCUAUGAAGUAGCUAUUAAAAAAAUACUUAAUAAUGCAAAAUGUACUUAAAAUACUCAAUACUAAAUGAAUACUCAGAAUUGUAUCUGUCCUCUUUAGGAUUAAAUAUAAAAUGUCUUCCACUGUUGAAAUCAGUAUUCAGUAGAUUGUAAAAUAUUAUAUGCUAAGUUAUAAUUAUACUUAAUUUUAUAAUUUGAUUGUGUAUGCUAGAUCUAGAUGAUUUAUUUCGGAAUUUCCACUUCAACACACUAAGCGUGAUCGCAUUCCAAUGACAAUAAUUAAGUCUGUCAUAGUCACGUACUUAUCAAUCAGAUUCCUAAUCAAAUAUUUCCGAUAGUUAACAUAAUCUAUCAUGACAUUGAAUCAACUUCUCACACAUUUACAAUAACAACUCAUAUUUUAAAUACCUACUUUCUUUUUAUGAACAAAACAAAGCAAUGAAUCGAUCAAACAAAUUCUUCUUACAUACAAAAUUUAGCGAAUUUAUCUCUACCUUGUCGAGGCAUCUGUCUUUGUAGCUCCCAGCCUUCCAUUAUUUUUUGUAUGUUUUAUUAUUUCUAUAACUCUAGCAUUUAUUCAGGCAUGUUUUUAUUUAAGUGCUGUAGCUAUUAAAUAAGUUAAGGUUGUGACAACAUGUACUUAAGCAAAUGAACCUUAAUGACACCAUAAUAUUGAAAAUAGUUCUGAGACAAUUAUUGUGGAAGAAACUGCAUUAUCAAACGUUAAUUGGUUGUAACAUUAAUAAUGUACCUAAACAGUAAUUUGCAAUGUAGUUAUAAUGUGCACUGGAACUGCCAACCACAUUUUAGUCAUGAUAAUUUAUAAUGUCUCAAAAAGUUUAAUUUAUUGUAAAUCGAUUAAUUUGACGUAAUUAUUUUAAACUGACACAAAGAAAAAUAAUGCAGCUAACUACCUCUUACAUUUGUUUAUUUAACAAUACUAUGACUUUUUAUUGAUUUGUGAUCAAUUAUUUUAUUUACAUCUAUAGAAAUUGUCUAUUUGUCGAAAUUAUGCUUUGUAAACAACUAUUUUAAGGAAAUCAAGUUAAUUAACACUUUAGAAUCAGGGUUUGUAGGUACAAAUAGAAAGUGAAAUAUACAUAUUUGUAAACCUAGUGUGCUUACUAGCUUAUAUAGUCAUUUACAUUCUGUAUACUGUAAAGUGCUUUUUAUGUCCCUGAUCAAAUUAAUAUAAGACAUAAAUAUGUAACUUAUGUUCCAUAAUCCAGACUUGUAUUAUUAUAGAUUUUAUGCAGUGAUGUAAUCACAGCUAUAACACCAAAAAUAUUUAUGCUUAUUUAUAUUAUGUUAAGUUUUACACGAUUUUAAUAAACAAUUAUGCACAA
Spodoptera frugiperda (fall armyworm) is the source of this 4927-nucleotide messenger RNA. Its product is annotated as synaptic vesicle 2-related protein. The record is from RefSeq and is a predicted model, not a curated record. Gene Ontology annotation, biological process: transmembrane transport. Gene Ontology annotation, molecular function: transmembrane transporter activity. The coding region runs from base 267 to 1754 and encodes 495 amino acids. The transcript is spliced from 13 exons. Lineage: Eukaryota; Metazoa; Arthropoda; Insecta; Lepidoptera; Noctuidae. Gene Ontology annotation, cellular component: membrane.